GGAGCCGCAGGGCGGGGCCCACGUGGAUGACAUGACGCGUGGCCACGCCCCCACCUUGGGACAGACCCGGAAGCGUCGGAGGCGCUCCUCGGGGAAGAUGGCGCCCUCGGGGCUGAAAGCGGUAGUGGGAGAAAAGAUUCUGAGCGGAGUCAUCCGAAGCGUCAAGAAGGAUGGGGAAUGGAAGGUGCUCAUUAUGGACCACCCAAGCAUGCGUAUCUUGUCAUCCUGCUGCAAAAUGUCAGACAUCCUGGCCGAGGGCAUCACCAUUGUCGAAGACAUCAACAAACGACGAGAACCUAUCCCCAGCCUGGAGGCCAUUUAUUUGCUGAGUCCCACAGAGAAGUCCAUUCAGGCCCUGAUCGCAGACUUCCGGGGGACCCCGACCUUUACCUACAAAGCAGCGCACGUCUUCUUCACCGACACCUGCCCUGAGGCUCUGUUCAGUGAGCUGGGCCGAUCUCGCCUGGCAAAGGUGGUGAAGACGCUGAAAGAGAUCCACCUUGCCUUCCUUCCCUACGAGGCCCAGGUGUUCUCCCUGGAUACCCCGCACAGCACCUACAACCUCUACUGCCCCUUCCGGGCAGGGGAGCGGGCACAGCAGCUUGAGGUGCUGGCUCAGCAGAUCGCCACACUGUGCGCCACGCUGCAGGAGUACCCGGCCAUCCGCUACCGCAAGGGCCCAGAGGACACGGCCCAGCUGGCCCACGCCGUCUUGGCCAAGCUGAACGCCUUCAAGGCAGACAAUCCCAGUCUGGGCGAGGGCCCUGAGAAAACCCGCUCACAGCUGCUGAUCGUGGACCGGGCGGCAGACCCCGUGUCGCCGCUGCUGCACGAGCUCACUUUCCAGGCCAUGGCCUAUGACCUCCUGGACAUUGAGCAGGACACGUACAGGUACGAGACCACGGGGCUGAGUGAGGCGCGGGAGAAGGCCGUGCUGCUGGACGAGGAUGACGAGCUGUGGGUGGAGCUUCGGCACAUGCACAUCGCCGAUGUUUCCAAGAGGGUCACGGAGCUUCUGAAGUCCUUCUGUGAGAGCAAGAGGAUGACCACCGACAAGGCCAACAUCAAAGACCUGUCCCACAUCCUGAAAAAGAUGCCGCAGUACCAGAAGGAGCUGAACAAGUAUUCCACACACCUGCAUUUAGCUGAAGACUGCAUGAAGCACUUCAAGGGCUCUGUGGAGAAGCUGUGUAGCGUGGAGCAGGACCUGGCUAUGGGCUCGGACGCAGAGGGCGAGAAGAUCAAGGACGCCAUGAAGCUGAUCGUCCCAGUGCUGCUGGACGCCACAGUGCCGCCCUAUGACAAGAUCCGGGUCCUGCUGCUCUACAUCCUUCUGCGGAACGGUGUGAGCGAGGAGAACCUGGCCAAGCUGAUCCAGCACGCCAACGUGCAGGCCUACAGCAGCCUCAUCCGCAACCUGGAGCAGCUGGGGACCGCCGUGACCAGCCCCGGGGGCUCGGGCGCCGCCAGCCGGCUGGAGCGCAGGGAGCGAACCGAGCCCACCUAUCAGCUGUCCCGCUGGACUCCGGUCAUCAAGGACAUCAUGGAGGUACCUGGGGCUGAGCCCCCACCCCAGCGCUCCCUGCAGGGCCUGGCACCCUCUCGGCUUCUCCUCCCACGGACCUUGGAUUCCUGGACUCGGUUGCCCCAGGGGGCAGGAGGCCUAGAUGCUGACCCUGUCCUGAGGCCCUCUGCUCCCCAGGACGCCGUGCAGGACCGGCUGGACCGCAAGCUGUGGCCCUUCGUGUCCGACCCCGCCCCCACGCCCAGCUCCCAGGCAGCUGUCAGCGCCCGUUUUGGCCACUGGCACAAGAACAAGGUGGGCGUGGAGGCUCGGGCGGGGCCCAGGCUCAUGGUGUACAUGGUGGGCGGCGUGGCCAUGUCGGAGAUGAGGGCCGCCUACGAGGUGACCAGGGCCACCGAGGGCAAGUGGGAGGUGUUCAUCGGCUCCUCACACAUCCUUACCCCGACCCGCUUCCUGGACGACCUCAAGACGUUGGACCAGAAGCUGGAAGACAUUCCCCUGCCCUGACCUGUCCCUGCCCUCUGCCCCGGGCCCCUGCAGAGAAAUAAACCCCUUCUCCCUGCCA
This is a messenger RNA of Heterocephalus glaber (naked mole-rat), 2090 nucleotides long. Lineage: Eukaryota; Metazoa; Chordata; Mammalia; Rodentia; Bathyergidae. The record is from RefSeq and is a predicted model, not a curated record.